Molecule: messenger RNA, 210 nt
Organism: Caenorhabditis briggsae
Lineage: Eukaryota; Metazoa; Nematoda; Chromadorea; Rhabditida; Rhabditidae
Exons: 2
Coding region: 1-210 (69 amino acids)
Source: RefSeq, a predicted model, not a curated record
AUGCAGUACCUCACUAUUGUUCUACUUUUUGUCCUUAUUGCUGUUUGCCCUGCUCAAUGGGAUAACAGUUAUUGGUGGUACAACCAGCAACCAACACAAGCGCCGGCGAAUAAUUGGUUUGGAGGUAGCCAGAGUGAUGAUAAAGGGAAUAUGUGGCAUGGAAGUGACAACGCAAAACUUAUGAUCUUCGCCAAGUCUUCAUGGCCAUGA